UUUUUUUUUUCUUUGUGAGGAAUACCAUGUCAGCCAAGCCUUGGUUAAAGCACUUUAAACCUAUUCAGGACUGGCAAUACCUUAAAGUGAAAAUUUGGUCUGAUGAAGAUCUCGAUGUUCAAGUAACCGAAUUGUCUUUUCGAAUGAGUAUACAACAAGCUCUUCAGACUAUAUUCGGCCAAGUAGGCGCUUCUUGUUAUAUAAACGUAUUGGACUGGAACAAAUUUACCAACCAAGGCAUUAUCAAAAUCAAGCAAAGUGAGCUUACGACAGUAUGGUCUGCAUUAUUAAACCAUCAGUUUUUGAUAGCGAACAAACUUUGUACUCUUGAUAUUAUUGAUUCAUCAGCGCAUUUGAUUAGCUUAGUUCAAUCACAAUAACAUAUCCAUAAGCAUGAAAUAGAAAUAACUGUAUAUAAUGCAUAUAAUGAAUAAAAAAAAACA
Molecule: messenger RNA, 443 nt
Organism: Gilbertella persicaria
Lineage: Eukaryota; Fungi; Mucoromycota; Mucoromycetes; Mucorales; Choanephoraceae
Exons: 3
Coding region: 27-380 (117 amino acids)
Source: RefSeq, a predicted model, not a curated record